CGUUACUGCAUUGGAAAAUAAUGCACCUGCUCAUCGAACUAUUUAUUUAUAUUUUUGUUAAAGGGAAAUGAAGUUUUCUUCACCAGUAAAUGUCAUCUUCUUGAUGAAAGAUUGUUGAAGCAUCAUAAAAAAAUCUGGAUAGUGUCACAGCGUGCACAGUUUUAUAAGAAAUAAGUUUCAUAAAGCUAUAAAAAUUGGAGCACUUUGCCUAGAUAUAUAAUGUUUACAAAUCUCUAUAAGACAAUUGGUAGACAACCUCAAUAUGGCAGAGCAACCACCUUUACCUAAGAGAAUUGACAGUCUUUCUGAGAAGUUGGUACCACCUAUUCCACCAAAGCCAGUCUCCAGAUCACCCUCAAAGCGGUUGAACAAAAUGGCCACAUCAGAAAAUCUUGCUGCUGACUCAGCAAUGUCUCAAAAUUUUGAUGCCAAACAUCACUACAAGUCUUGUUUUAAAACAUUUCAAGAAUUUUAUAAAAAUGGCGAUUUGUUUGAUAUAGAAUUAAAAGUUGGAGAUACGAAAUUUAAAUGUCAUAAAAUUGUGAUAUCAUGUGUCAGUGAGUACUUCAGAGUCAUGUUUAUGUCAGAAAUGUCUGAAAGUCGACAAAAAGUUGUCACUAUUCAUGAUAUAGAGGAAAGUGCAAUGUCAAAACUUAUAAAUUUUGCCUAUACUGGGAAAAUAACAUUUACAAUAGAAACAGUGCAGCCUAUUCUGUAUGCUGCUUCCAUACUGCAGAUAAAUACUGUUAUUGAAGCAUGCUGUCAGUUCAUGGAGAAUCAUCUUCACCCUACUAAUUGUAUCGAUGUACACAAUUUUGCCGAACAGCACAAUCACGCAGAACUAAUGAAAAUGGCGGACCAUUACAUUCUUGACAACUUCAAUGAUGUUGUUGAAACUGACGAAUUCAAAGACAUGUCAUUCAAUCAUCUUGAAUGUCUUGUGAAAUCUCAAGACCUAAAUGUUACAGAUGAAACACAAGUUUAUGAAGCUGUCCUUAAGUGGGUCAAAGAAGAUCCAGAAAGCCGUAGAGAUAAUAUGUCCAAAUUGUUAUCGCAUAUAAAACUAGCGUUGUUGAGUCCAACUUACCUUGUGGAGAAUGUUGCCAGUGAAGAAUUAGUGAAGAAAGAUUUAGAUUGUAGAGAUUUACUUGAUGAUGCUAAAUCUUACCAGAUGUCCUUGGCAAGUCUGGUAUCCAAGGUCAGACCUUCAGAACAGACCAGACCCAGGAAAAGUUGUGCAGGUGUUCUAUUUUGUGUUGGUGGCAGAGGUGCUUCUGGAGAUCCAUUUAAGAGUAUAGAAUGUUAUGAUCCUAGAAAUGACAAAUGGUUUGGUAUCACAGAGAUGAUGAACAGAAGGAGACAUGUGGGUGUUUGCUGGACAGGAGGUCUGUUGUACUCUGUGGGAGGACAUGAUGGAACUAAACAUUUGAAUACUGGGGAAGUAUUUGACCCCAAAACUAACAAAUGGUACAACAUUGCUGCAAUGACUACUCCCAGACGUGGUAUUGCCCUAGCCCCUAUGGGAGGAGCUAUCUAUGCUGUAGGAGGUUUAGAUGACUCCACAUGUUAUGACACAGUAGAGAGAUAUGAUCAUGCCUGUGACAAGUGGACAUUUGUAUGCUCAAUGAAUGUCAGACGAGGUGGAGUUGGAGUCACAUCAUUUAAUGGCCAUCUAUAUGCUGUUGGAGGAAAUGAUGGUACAUCUUCAUUGGACAGAUGUGAGAAGUAUGAUCCAAUCAUGAACAAGUGGAGCAGUAUAGCUAACAUGGAAAGACCCAGGGCUGGUGCUGGUCUCUCAGUUCUAGAGGGAUAUGUAUAUGUUGUUGGUGGAUUUGAUGACAGCUCCCCUUUGAAUACAUGUGAACGAUACAACUGUCAAACAAACAAAUGGGAGAGGAUGGCUGACAUGACAUGUGCUCGUGGAGGAGUGGGUGUGUCUACUAUGGCAGGGAAAGUGUUUGCUGUGGGCGGCCAUGAUGGAUUUAAUUAUCUCAGCUCUGUAGAGGCAUAUGAUCCUAUUAAAGAUAGUUGGACAACAGUUAGCAAUAUACAGCAAUGCAGGGCUGGAGCAGGAUUAGCUUUUAGUGAAUGUUCUCCAAAUCUAUUAAUGAACUCACAAGUGGACACUAUAGAGAAAGAACAAGGGUACUAGGACAAGUUUCUUGUAUUGAGAGUGACAUAUUCUGUAAUGCAGCUGAUUAAGUUCUAACAAGCUUGCUCUUUGUUUGAAAACUCAAAGCUUGUUACUAUUUUGAAGCAUCUCUAUUGUUUAACUGUUAUUUGUAUGUACUUUUGCAUUAUUUUCUAUUUAAUGUGGUAUUUCUUUUGAAAGACCAAACUUUAUUUACUAACAUUGCAUAUGAAGAUUUGUUAUUAACAGGAGAAUCUAUUGAACGUUUUUGAUGUAUUUGAAAGUCAAAUCAUGUUUGCAAAUAUUUUUUGAUUUUGAAUUGUCAGAGGUAUUCAAGAAAGUACUGAGGUUAUGUAUGUAUUUGUUUACAUGUUAACAUGUAUAAGUCUACGCACACAAUCAAUGGGGACUUUAG
Messenger RNA from Mytilus trossulus (common blue mussel), 2546 nucleotides. RefSeq names its product kelch-like protein 8. The transcript has 8 exons. Gene Ontology annotation, molecular function: protein binding. Lineage: Eukaryota; Metazoa; Mollusca; Bivalvia; Mytilida; Mytilidae. Bases 263 to 2152 code for a protein of 629 amino acids. The record is from RefSeq and is a predicted model, not a curated record.